Messenger RNA from Harpegnathos saltator (Jerdon's jumping ant), 4688 nucleotides. It is a transcript of the gene Gpo1, whose product is annotated as glycerophosphate oxidase 1. Gene Ontology annotation, molecular function: glycerol-3-phosphate dehydrogenase (quinone) activity; calcium ion binding. The record is from RefSeq and is a predicted model, not a curated record. Gene Ontology annotation, cellular component: mitochondrion. Gene Ontology annotation, biological process: glycerol-3-phosphate metabolic process. Bases 293 to 2452 code for a protein of 719 amino acids. Lineage: Eukaryota; Metazoa; Arthropoda; Insecta; Hymenoptera; Formicidae. The transcript is spliced from 13 exons.
GAUUACACAGUCUCCAGCCUCCGGCGAUUAGUUGACAUCCAGUCAUCGGUCGCAAUCGUUGAUAUCGCGGCUUGUUCUGAGACACUGCUCGAGAGCCAUUCAUUGAGAACAGAGGAGGCGGAAGAGAUAUGCGCCUCGUGAAAUCCUAGUAUCGAUGUAAAGGAGAUCUGCACCUCUUCAGUUGACUGCGUUCGUUUAUUCCACAAGGUUUUCCCUCGACGCCGACACGGACGCCGGCUACAGCGAGCUUCACCGAUUUUCUCGAAAAAAUCGAGAAACUGUGUGACAAACAAUGGCAUCUCUCAGGUGGUUCGUAGCAGGAGCUAGUGCUGUGGGUGCUGGUACUCUUACUUCAUAUUAUUUUCUGUCAGAUACUACGGUACACGCCGAGAAGAUCAAACCAAGACCGCCUAGGAGGACUUUACCGACGCGGGAGGAUCAAGUGAAGACGCUAAAAUCGCAAGAUUACGAUGUUCUGAUCAUCGGAGGUGGUGCAACAGGAGCAGGAUGCGCUCUGGACGCUUGCACACGAGGUUUGAAGACCGCGUUGGUCGAAGCCGACGACUUCGCUUCUGGCACCUCCUCCCGCAGCACAAAGUUAAUUCAUGGCGGCGUACGGUAUCUACAGAAAGCGAUUAUGCAGUUGGACAUUGAGCAAUAUAGAAUGGUGAAGGAAGCGCUUCAUGAGCGCGCGUCGAUGCUGCAAAGCGCACCGCACCUGGCACAUCCGUUACCUAUUAUGCUGCCAGUUUAUACAUGGUGGCAGAUUCCUUACUAUUGGUUCGGCAUUAAAAUGUACGAUCUAGUAGCGGGCAGCAAAACAGUCAAAUCUUCGUAUUAUUUGAGUAAAGCGAACGCUUUGGAACUCUUCCCAAUGUUGAAGGGCGACAAGCUGACGGGAGCUAUUGUUUAUUACGAUGGUCAGCAAGACGAUGCUAGGAUGAACUUGGCAGUCGCCCUGACAGCCUCGAGACACGGUGCAACAGUCGUGAAUCACACUAAAGUAGUCAACUUGUUAAAAGGUCUUGAUAAGGACGGUAAGCGAGUCCUUGUGGGAGCUCAUUUGAAGGACGAACUCACCGGCGAGGAAUGGGAUGUGAGAGCUAAGGCGAUUAUUAACGCGACUGGUCCUUUUACCGAUCACAUUAGAAAGAUGGACGACCAGAAUGUUCCUGAAAUUUGUUGUCCGUCUUCUGGGGUUCACAUAGUAUUACCAGGAUAUUACAGUCCCGACCAAAUGGGUCUACUCGAUCCAGCGACGAGCGAUGGCCGAGUGAUCUUCUUCUUGCCAUGGCAGAAGCAAACUAUCGCGGGGACGACCGAUCUGCCAUGCGAGGUAACGCACAAUCCACGACCUACAGAAGACGAGAUUAUGUUCAUCUUGCAAGAAGUCAAGAACUAUUUGAAUCCUGACGUCGAGGUACGCCGCGGAGACGUUCUCUCUGCAUGGAGCGGUAUCAGGCCACUAGUCUCCGAUCCGAAUAAACCGAACACGCAAUCGCUCGCCAGGAACCACAUCGUGCAUGUCAGCCCUACGAAUCUUAUCACGAUAGCCGGCGGCAAAUGGACGACUUAUCGAGCGAUGGCUCAGGAAACCAUCGACGCGGCUAUAAAAGCUUGCGAUCUGCAACCGGAAAGACCUUGCCAAACCGAUGGUUUUCUUCUGGAAGGUGCUCAAGGUUGGAGCCCUACGAUGUACAUUAGACUGGUGCAAGAUUUCGGUUUAGAGUGCGAAGUCGCUCAACAUUUGUCCAAGAGUUAUGGGGAUCGUGCGUUCGCCGUGUCGAAAAUGGCUUCCCUCACAGGAAAACGGUGGCCAAUUAUCGGGAAGAAAAUUCAUCCGGAAUUUCCGUACAUUGAUGCUGAGAUACGUUACGGUGUACGGGAGUACGCUAGAACUGCUAUCGAUAUGAUUGCGCGUCGCCUAAGACUCGCUUUCCUCAAUGUUCAAGCGGCUCAAGAAGCAUUGCCGGUUAUUAUAGACAUCAUGGCCGAGGAGUUGCAUUGGUCGGCGGAAGAGAAGAAGAAGCAACAUCGUGAGGCCAUCGAAUUUCUCGCUAACGAAAUGGGUCAAAUGGUGAAUCGCGCCUCCCGCGAUAAGAUCCCCAUCAAUCUUACAAAGGAUGAGGUUCAACUUUACAUUAAACGCUUCGGAAUCAUAGAUAAGGACAAGAAAGGAUACGUCUCUAUCAAUGACAUUAGGCGAGGACUAAAGUUGUUCGGAGACAAGGAAGUACCGGGUGAAGAACUUCACGAAAUUCUACGCGAAAUCGACACCAAUAUGAACGGUCAAGUUGAAUUGGACGAAUAUCUUCAGAUGAUGUCAGCUAUAAAAUCUGGUCAUGUGGCAUAUUCACGUUUUGCACGAAUGGCUGAAAUGGAAGAAGCGCAGCAUGAAAAAGAGAAACUUAAGAAACAGAUAAGUGUCGAAAGGUCAGGCGGCGGACUAUGAAGAAAUAUCCCUAUAUUUUAGAGUUUACAAACAUUUUAAUUUCUCAUUGUUUGGAUUUUACAUACAUUUCAUCAUUGAGAUGAAACUAUGUACUACAGAAUGUCGAUUUUUAUUUGAUCAGAUAUUUUAAAUAAUUUUACACACACAUAUACAUAUAUACAUGAUUAUAUAUAUAUAUAUAUAGUCGAAAUUCAGUAUCUCAUAAUGAGGUAACAAAUUUUUAUCCCAAAUAUUUAAAAUAAUUUUCAAUGAGCUACAAAUGUUUUAUAUUAAACAAUUCGCAACACCAAGAGUGAAAUGUAAUUAUUAACUAAUUAUGGGUACAAUUUUAUACACAAAGUGCAUAAUAAUAUGUAAAUUAUCAAUCUUUAAUAUAUAUAUUCGUGAAAUAUUGUUAUACAAGUUAUAUAAGUUGCAUGAAAUAUUAUAUAAAAUUGUCGUCUAUCUCAAGGAAUGAAAUUUAAAUCUUACUUAUUAAAUUCAUGCAAAUUUGCUCCAAGUACAAUAUAAACACAAUAUAAUAUAAAUCACAAAUCAGAAUUUUGACACAAUUAUUUGGACUUUAUAACUACAAGUUUGAAUUGUUCAUCAGUACAUUUGUUAGCAGAUAACUGAAAUUUUUGCUAUAAGAACAAAUUUCUCUUUAUAUAAUUCGGUGUGUUACUUAUAUAUAACAUUUGUAUUGUGUACAAAUGUCAAAAUACUCUUGCUCCUACUUGUAUAUACAGGAUUCUAAAGCACUGUAUAGUUAAAAUUGUAUCUUACUCUUGUACCAAGAGUAUUGUACGAUUCUACAUGACGCAAACCAAUAAUAUUUAUAAUAUUAUUAAUUGUAGAAAUUCUGUUUUAUUUACUUCAAUAUAAUAAUUUCUUGUUCUGUUGACAUUUGUAGUAUAUUUAUGCAAGAAAACCGUUGAUAAGUUUCAAAAUAUUGCAUAAAUAAAUUUUGUUAUUAGGUUUUUGAAACCAAAUUUAUUUAUAACAAACUAUGAUUUAUGUUGCUCUCUUUAUAUUUAUUAAUGUAAGAUGAGGGGUUGUACAAAUUAUAAACAUUGUUAAAGAUUAUCUCUACUCUCUCUUUGGAUCAAUACUGUAAUGUUAUACAAUGUCAAUCCACAAUUUAUCGCGUAAUUUAUUUCAUCAUUAUCGUCAUAUUAAUAAAGGCAAUGGCAAAAAAUAAUUGAUGUUGCCUAGUUGAAAAUAAAAAAGUUUAUUGUCUUGUCGUCAAGUUAAACAAAAUAAAACUCGAAAAAUACAAGGCUGACGAUGACGUACUGGUGAUUGGUUUUAGUAAGCAGCUGCAAAUUUGCACAUAUAUAUUGUGCAACACGUUUAUAUUGAUAUAAAUAGUCGAGAGAUCCGGAUUCUCGAUCUCGACUAAAAACUUGGAAUAUCUAAAAUUUCUUUUCGCAAAUAUAUCAGGAUACCUCGCUUUUUGCCCAUCAUAUAUUUCUUCAUAUAAAAAUGUAAAAACGCCGAGCACAAAAUUUUUAGUCUUUUUAGUAUUUGGUACCAGAAUACACACACAUGAUGAACAAAAAAAGUCUCGGUUCACAAUAAUAAUCAAACGUAACUACAUUAUGAAUCGGUAAAGUAAAUUGCGUUUAAUAUGUGCAUUCGUUUAAUACUCGAAUGUACAUCACGAUUACAAGAUAUUUGAUACACACUUUGAACAAAUAUUACAGUAAUCAUGUAAGCAAUUACUUACAUCGAAGUAUAUUACUGUAAAAUAAUUGGUGUCUCUUAAUGCUCGUGUACUAGUAUAAACUUUUAACUACAAUUAUUUUAUUAUAAAACAUAAUAAUAGCCAAUUAUACAUAUAUACAGACUUAUCGCAUACAUAACUAUAUCGGAGAUACAAAGGAACAAUUAUUAUUAUACGUUAUUUUUAAGUGGAAAAAAUAAUUAUUAUUCGCAAAUACACGUUAUUUGAUUUUCUUAUGAACUCAACAUACAUAAUAAGUAAUAAAUUAUGAAUCAUGAUAUCGCGAUAUAUGGCAUUUUACUUACAAUUAACCAAUUGAGUAUAAUUUUGCGAGAACGUUUUGACACAUUGGUAAAUUUUAUAUCGCAGAAGUACGGUUAGUACUUUCACAAAACUUCUGCACGUCUUCGGCAGUGCUAGCAUAGUCCGUCCGUUAUUUAUCACUACAUUUUAUUCCGUUGGAAAUCGUUUAUACCCUCUUUAUUACCCUGUUUAUUGCAUGCUGUUCAAAAUAAAUUUUUAUUUCGUUGA